Messenger RNA from Fusarium mangiferae, 1770 nucleotides. Its product is annotated as putative sterol C-24 reductase. NCBI's taxonomy places the organism in Eukaryota, Fungi, Ascomycota, Sordariomycetes, Hypocreales, Nectriaceae. Gene Ontology annotation, cellular component: endoplasmic reticulum membrane. The record is from RefSeq and is a predicted model, not a curated record. The transcript has 3 exons. Gene Ontology annotation, biological process: ergosterol biosynthetic process. Gene Ontology annotation, molecular function: Delta24(24-1) sterol reductase activity. The coding region runs from base 1 to 1770 and encodes 589 amino acids.
AUGUCUUCAAGAUAUUCACUACGCCAAACUCCCAGGAAGAAGGAACUCUUCGAGGGCAUGGUUGAGACCCCUAUUCGUCGCUCACGUUCAAAUCGCCGCCAGACUUCCCAACCUCCCUCAGACGUCGAAACCGAGUCGAACUCUGCCGCUGAGACUGUCUCGCGACCUACUCGCCGACGCACCGCUAGGUUCACCGAAGAGCUCGACGAGGACACAGAUUCCGACAACAUGGGGGCUGUCAACAGAACUUCCAAUGGCAAGACCAACGGCCAUGCCAAUGGCCAUUCAAACGGUGAUGCCACCAAUGGACACGCCACCAACGCCCAUGCUACAUCCAACGAUGUUUCUGGCGCUGCACCUAUCAAUUCAGUCUUGGAGAAGACCGAGGGCGUCCCUCAAGACCCCAAUGUGGUUGAUGGCUGGAGGCCUGGCCAGGAUCCUAAGAUUGACUACUCUGGAGAGUUCGAGUUUGGUGGUUCUUUGGGCACCGCUGCCAUGAUGGUACUCUUCCCUAUCCUCAUGUGGUAUAUGUGGAUUGGCGCCACUUACUACGAUGGCAAGUUUCCCUCCCGUGCCGAGGGUCAGUCCUGGGGCGAGUUCGCUUCUCACCUCGUCAAUCUGGUCUACACUGGUGCAUUCCCCCGCCUCCAGGUCUGGGCAUGGUAUUGGUCUUACCUGAUUGUUGAGGGUGCUUUCUACUGCCUUCUCCCCGGUGUCUGGGGCUAUGGCAAGCCUCUUCCUCAUGAGGGCGGCAAGCAGCUUCCCUACUACUGCAGCGCCUACUGGAGUCUUUACACCACUCUUGCUUGCCUUGCCUUGCUGCAUUUCUCUGGCAUCUGGCCUCUCUACACUGCCAUUGAUGAGUUCGGUCCUCUUCUGUCUGUUGCUAUCCUCAGUGGCUUCCUCGUUAGCUUUGUGGCCUAUUUCUCUGCUCUUUGGCGUGGCAAGCAGCACCGCAUGACGGGCUAUCCCAUCUAUGACUUUUUCAUGGGCGCUGAGUUGAACCCCCGGUUGUUUGGUAUUCUCGACUUCAAGAUGUUCUUCGAGGUUCGCAUGCCUUGGUAUAUUCUGCUCAUCCUUAGCCUUGGCGCCGCCGCUCGUCAAUAUGAGCAGUACGGCUACGUCUCUGGAGAGGUUUGGUUCCUCGUCAUGGCUCACUUCCUCUAUGCCAACGCCUGUGCCAAAGGAGAGGAGCUCAUCAUCACCACUUGGGAUAUGUACUAUGAGAAGUGGGGGUUCAUGCUCAUCUUCUGGAACCUCGCUGGUGUUCCUCUCUCUUACUGUCACUGCACUAUCUAUCUAGCUAAUCACCACCCUGAUGUGUACCGCUGGAACCGCGGCAUUCUCGCUGCCAUGUUCGCUGGUUAUCUCUUCUGGUACUGGGUCUGGGAUAGCUGCAACAGCCAGAAGAACCGCUUCCGCGCUAUGGAGAAGGGCAAGUUGGUCCUACGCAAAACCUUUCCUCAAGUCCCCUGGCAGACUAUCCACAACCCCAAGACUAUUGUCACUCCCCAGGGAACUAUCCUGGUUGAUGGUUGGUAUGGUCUUGCUCGCAAGAUUCACUACACUGCCGAUGUGUGGUUCGCUGUUUCUUGGGGUCUUAUUACAGGCUUCGAGAGCCCCUUUCCCUGGUUCUAUCCAGUAUUCUUCUGCGGUAUGAUCGCUCACCGUGCUGCUCGAGAUAUCACCCGUUGCCGUCGCAAGUAUGGUGAUGCUUGGCUCGAGUAUGAGCGACGUGUACCUUACCUCUUCAUUCCUUACGUUAUCUAA